This is a messenger RNA of Effrenium voratum, 1821 nucleotides long. Lineage: Eukaryota; Dinophyceae; Suessiales; Symbiodiniaceae. The record is from the annotation of a GenBank genome assembly.
AUGGUGCACCUGCCCUUCUGCCUGGGCGCCAUCGCAGUGUUCCACUCCGUGCCGAAGGAUGAGCUGGGCAACGUGCCUCUGAAGCUGUCGCCCUGCGUGCUGGCAAAGAUCAUGGGGGGCACUAUCACAAUGUGGGAUGACGCGGAGAUCAAGGCGCUGAACCCCAUCCUUUCGGUGCCGGCAGGCACCAAGAUCCAGGUGGGGCAUCGCACCGUUGGGUCCAGCAGCACCGGCGGCAUCACCGGCUACCUCGAGGCCAAGUGCCCAACGUCCUGGACCCUAGGCUCCGGGAGCACCAUCACUUGGCCCACCUCGGACAACUUCAACGCAGUGCAGGGCUCGCCGGGCAUGUUGACCCACGUGACCGGCACACCCUAUGCCUUGGGAUACCUGGAUGCUGGCCACGGGCAUCAACGCGACUUGCAGGAAGUGAGCCUCCAAAACGAGGCCAACACCUGGCUCACCUCCAAGGAUGCCAUGGCCGCCACAGACAGCAACGGGAACAACGGCAUCUCUGCAGCGGGGAAGGCAGCGGUGGAUGCCGGGGAUAUCCCAACUGACGCCGCCGCAGACUGGAGCGCCGUGAACCUGUACCGGAAGAAUGGCACGAACACCUGGCCCAUCGUCCUGGUCUCCUACAUCUAUGUCAAGAAGGACCUCAGCGGCAUGACAGUGGACAAGGUGGCGGUGUUGAAGGCCUUUGUGGACAUGGUGCUGGGUGAGGGUCAAGACAUGCUGAAGGACUUCUCCUUUGACAAGGUCCCGGCCGCCAUGAACACUUGGAGCACCACCUGGGCCAACAUGACCAAGCCCAGCGGCUUCACGGAGAUGACUUUGCUCACCAGCACGAGCGCCUGGACCGGCCAGGGCGCCAACGUGAUCACCUCAAAGAGGAACUCCUACACCAUGUGGAAGUUGGGAGAGCUGGAGGUGUCCCUGGACGCGAUGACAAGUCGUCUUGAGGCCUUGGAGACCCAUCUGGACGGCUAUGGCGUGGUGCCCUUGCACGGCAGCGGCACUACCAACACCAAGAAUUGGUUCGCCAAGGCCAUGAAGCUCAUGGAGACCCGUGCCCGAGUGCCCCUCUUUCUGACCUACCGCGCCGUUGGCAGCGGCACGGGGCAGAAGGAGUUCGUGGGCGAUGGCGCCUCUAUGUUUAAGAGCUACAGCAACUUUGGAGCAGGAGAUAUUCCUAUGUCCAGCUCCAACUUCCAGGCCCUCAUGGCCCAGACCCCGCCUGAGACGAUGGUGCACAUGCCUUUGGCGCUGGGAGCCAUCGGCGUCUUCCACUCCGUGCCCAAGGAGAUGCUGGGAGGUGCCACGGAGGUGAAGCUGGAUGCCUGCCUUCUGGCAAAGAUCUUCAGUGGUGCAGUGACCACCUGGGAUGACGCCCAGGUGUUGGCCCAGAACCCGACUCUGAGUGUGCCGGCCGGCACUGUCAUCAAGGUGGCUCACAGGACCCUUGGGUCCAGCAGCACUGGCGGCCUUUCAGGAUACCUCAACAAGAAGUGCCCAUCCAGCUGGACCUUGGGCGCCUCCUCCUCCAUCAGCUGGCCUGCCCAGGCCAACUUCAACAACGUGGAGGGCUCUCCGGGCAUGCAGAGCUUCAUCAUGGGCAACCAGUAUGCCAUCGGCUACCUGGACGCCGGGCACGGCCACGACUUCGAGAUGUCCGAGGUGGCGCUCACCAACUUCGCGGGCAUGACGCGGACCUCCAAGGCAGAAAGUCCGAAAUUUACUGUCUUUGGCGCUCUCAAACGAAAGUUCCCCCCUAGAUUUCCCUUUUUGGUGGUUUUUCACAGCACCUGUUUCUUUUGGUAG